CCGCGCUCGGGCCCGGUGGCCUCCCGGAGACCCGCGGCGCGCGGCGACAUGGCAGGCGGCCACCGCCUCCUGCUGGAGAACGCGCGGCAAGUGGUGAUGGUGUGCGGCCGCGGCGAGCGCUUCCUGGCGCGGGACGCGCUGCGCAGCCUGGCGGUGCUGGAGGGCGCCAGCCUCGUGGUGGGCACGGAUGGCCUUAUAAAAGCCAUUGGUCCUGCUGAUGCGAUCCAAAAAAUGUUUUCCGAAGAAAGGUUUGAAGAAAGAAUUGACUGUUCUGGGAAAUGCAUCUUGCCGGGUUUGGUGGAUGCACAUACACAUCCAGUAUGGGCUGGUGAAAGAGUUCACGAGUUUGCAAUGAAGUUGGCAGGAGCCACCUACAUGGAUAUUCACCGGGCUGGAGGAGGGAUCAACUUCACCGUGGAGCACACUCGCCAAGCCUCGGAGGAGGAGCUGUUCUGCUCCUUCCAGGAGCGGCUGCAGCGCAUGAUGAGGGCGGGGACCACGCUGGUGGAGUGCAAGAGCGGAUACGGCCUCAACCUGGAGACCGAGCUCAAGAUGCUGCGCGUGAUUGAGCGUGCCCGGCGGCAGCUGCCCAUAGGCAUCUCAGCCACCUACUGCGGGGCUCACUCGGUGCCAAAAGGAAAGACUGCUCCGGAGGCUGCUGAUGAAAUCAUCAAUAGCCACCUCCCAAAGCUGAAGGAGCUUGGCAGAAGUGGGGAAAUCCAUGUGGACAAUAUAGAUGUGUUCUGUGAGAAGGGCGUCUUUGAUCUCAGCUCCACCAGAAGGAUUCUUCAAAGUGGAAAAGAGAUGGGAUUACAGAUUAACUUCCAUGGGGAUGAGCUGCACCCGAUGAAGGCUGCCGAGCUCGGGGCUGAGCUGGGAGCCCAGGCGAUCAGUCACCUGGAAGAAGUGAGUGAUGAGGGCAUCGUUGCCAUGGCAAUGGCCAGGUGCUCGGCCGUCCUUUUGCCCACCACGGCCUACAUGCUGAGACUGAAGCAGCCUCGCGCUAGGAAGAUGCUGGAUGAAGGGGUAAUCGUUGCUCUGGGCAGCGAUUUCAACCCGAAUGCGUAUUGCUUUUCAAUGCCAGUGGUCAUGCACCUAGCCUGUGUGAACAUGAGAAUGUCCAUGCCUGAAGCCUUGGCCGCUGCCACCAUCAACGCAGCUUAUGCCCUGGGAAAAUCUCACACACAUGGAUCUCUGGAAGUUGGCAAACAGGGAGAUCUCAUUAUCAUCAAUUCGUCCAGAUGGGAACAUUUGAUUUACCAGUUUGGAGGCCAUCAUGAAUUAAUUGAAUAUGUUGUAGCUAAAGGAAAAGUCAUCUAUAAAAAAUGAAAGAUCUGAAAGGAAAGAGAAGACCUUUCGACUAUAUAAGUCAAUGCAGUUGCAGUAAAAGUUAAAAUACCAUAGUAAUUUACCAGAGUGAUGUCACUUAAAUAUAUUUCAGUGCUUUGUUAAUCCACUUGAAAAAAACCAAGUCAUUAAUUUCUUUUAAUUUAACAUGUGCACCUGGACAUAUAAGCAGGUAAAUCAAUUGGAUCAUAAUCUCAGAACAUUAAAUCAUUUCACAGAGAUUUAUUACAAAUAUUUUGAAGAUUAAUAUGGUAGAGUAUCAUCAGAAUGCCUUCGUGGGGAAAAGCAAUUGGCAGUUAGGUAGACAUGGCUUGAAAUUCCCAUUUUGUUUGUGCUUUUCAAGUUUCAGUUUUUAAACUAUAGGAUGGUGAGAAAUCCAAGUGAUAUGCCCCCAAAUUAAGCAAAUGUAGCCUUCUAUUAUAAGCAGCUAGGUUGUCCUUUUCCCCACAUAGUUUGCCUUUCUAGAAGCUCUUCAAAUGCAUGAGUGUCCCCUGAGGGAGGGUGUCCUAUUUCUAAUUUCUUCUUGACUCUAAGAGUAGCGCUUCACAGCAGAGUUCAAGACUCGUCAUUUUAUACAUGGGGACGGGGGCCUUCCUAGAAUGGAUGCAUUUGGACCAAAUCUGAUAAUGUAAUUUUUUAAAAAUCAUUUUUAAGAGUUUGAUUAUUCACAUUACAAAUGUAUAACAAAAUUUUUAUAGCUCUCAAUAAAUAUGUGUUGUCACUAUUAUUGUUGUUUCCAGGCCCGGAAGUAGAUUGGUGGUAUUACCUAUUACAGCUUUUUAGGAAAUGAACAAAUUACAUAAUUACACAUAAAGAAAUUGUGGAUGACGAUAUAAAUAGGUGUUUCUAAAGCCAUAGAAAUGUUUUUCAAUGUUUAAUCAUCCUUAUAAUCACAAUGGUAUUAUUCAACUUUGUCCUGUUUAUGAAUAAAUGAUUUGAGAAGUAAAGAUUAACCAAAUUAUCACCCAUUUCAUGUUAAAAAUGGCUGAAUCAAUGAGGCUUUACUGUAUUCCAUUUAAAUCAAAUCAAAUUCUCCUUGUUGAGAGGUUAUGGGUAACAGUGCACGUUGCUGUCACUGUCUAGUAACAUGGGGUCAUCAGAGCUUUGUCCCUCAUAUGCUUGGUUAAGGAGUCUUGAGGGGGGUGUGGGAGGUGCAUGGGUGCUGUGGGUGAUGCCGCCCCUAUGACCAAGCACCUACUCAAUUGUAGGAGUUUGGGAUGCAGGCGAU
Molecule: messenger RNA, 2575 nt
Organism: Odobenus rosmarus divergens (Pacific walrus)
Lineage: Eukaryota; Metazoa; Chordata; Mammalia; Carnivora; Odobenidae
Gene: AMDHD1
Product: amidohydrolase domain containing 1
Exons: 9
Coding region: 49-1329 (426 amino acids)
Cellular component (GO): cytoplasm
Molecular function (GO): imidazolonepropionase activity
Source: RefSeq, a predicted model, not a curated record